UCCGUGCAAGAUUAUGGUUUACUUUUUAACAUGAAUGCGAGGUGGAUGCCUAUAAUUAUAACCACGAGGUUCGCCAUACUCCGAAAGACGAAAAUGGAAACCACACUGGUUCUGUACGCCUCACCGGAGCAUCAAAAUUGCAUGUUACCCUUCGCCAAAUUCCUCGCCAACCACCGCCCUUCCCUCCCCGUCGUUUUUAUCUCCGCCGUUGAAUUACCCAUCGUCGACGACGCUCCUUCGAUCACUUACCGGCGGCUCCCCCCGCCGGCUACCCUCCCUACCUCGACCUCCGAUCCGGUUGCUCUCCUGUUCGAAAUUCCUCGCCUGAGCAACCCUAGCCUCCGCCAAGCCCUGCUAGAGAUCUCCGAGAAAUCCACCAUCGGAGCAGUUGUCAUCGAUUUCUUCUGCAGCGCUGCGUUUGAAGUUACGACGAGCUUGAACAUACCUACCUACUUUUUCGCCUCUUCCGGCGGUUUUGCGCACUGUGCUUUUCUGUUUGCUGCGACGAUCGACGAAACUGUGGAUGGAGACUUAGCAGAUCUGAACGAUUUUCUCGAAAUUCCUGGAUGUCCGCCGAUUCAUUCAUCGGAUUUCCCCAAGGCUCAACAGUUUCGUAAGAACAAUGUUUACAACCACUUUGUGAGCGCCGCCGUGUACGCGCAGAAAUCGGCCGGAGUUAUUGUUAAUUCGUUCGAAGCGCUCGAGAAUCGGGCGAAGGAGGCGAUGGCGAAUGAUCUGUUGGUUCCGGACGCGCCGACUCCGCCGGCGUACUUCGUCGGACCGUUUCUAUCGGAGUACAGUGGCGGAGGGGAUGAGUGUUUGCGGUGGCUGGAUUCGCAGCCUACUAAGAGUGUUGUUUUUCUCUGUUUUGGAAGACGAGGAGUUAUUUCUGCUGAGCAAUUGAAGUUAAUGGCAAUCGGAUUGGAGAACUCCGGCCACAGAUUUCUGUGGACGGUGCGAAAUCCGGCGGGGAAGGGCGGCGGGGAGCCGGAGCUGGAGGCGUUGCUGCCGGAGGGGUUUCAAGAAAGGACGAAAGGGAGAGGUCACGUGAUAAGCACGUGGGCGCCGCAGAGGGACGUGCUGAGUCACGAGUCGGUUGGGGGAUUCGUGACGCACUGUGGAAUGGUGUCGGUCAUGGAAGCGGCGGCGGCCGGAGUUCCGAUGAUCGGCUGGCCGCUCUACGCUGAGCAGAGGAUGAUCCGUGUUUUCGCGGUGGAGGAGAUGAAGCUCGCGCUGCCGCUGGAGGAGGCGCCCGGCGGAGUCGUGACCGCCGUCGAGUUGGAGCGGCGGAUUAAGGAGCUGAUGGAGUCCACCGCCGGCCGCGCUCUGCGGCGGCGCGCCGCCGAGAUGAAGAAGUCGGCGGAGGCGGCGACGAGGGAGAAUGGAUCCUCGGUGGUGGCCCUCCAUCGAUUUAUUACAGAUGUGACCAUGAAAAAGUUGUAA
This is a messenger RNA of Andrographis paniculata, 1443 nucleotides long. Its product is annotated as baicalein 7-O-glucuronosyltransferase-like. The record is from RefSeq and is a predicted model, not a curated record. Gene Ontology annotation, molecular function: UDP-glycosyltransferase activity. The transcript has a single exon. NCBI's taxonomy places the organism in Eukaryota, Viridiplantae, Streptophyta, Magnoliopsida, Lamiales, Acanthaceae. The coding region runs from base 31 to 1443 and encodes 470 amino acids.